AUCAUAUGCUGUCCAAAUGCCGCUCAUCUUCAAUCCCCACCGUCCAUUUCAAACGGCAGUUGUCCUUCCCGCCAAUACUUUCCACAGCUCAAUCCAGCCAAAAUGCUCAAAAAAACGACUCAUCUCUCCCUCUGAGUGGACUCAGAGCCAAAAUGCCUAUUUCUGAGGCAACCCAUUUCAGCGAUCCUCACUCGGCCCAUUCUUUCUGCUCCAAUGCCCUCAAAGUCUCAGCCAGAAUGGGAUUUCUUCCCCAAGGAAAACAACUGCAUGCACAUGUGAUAGAGUUGGGAUUGUAUAAUGUAUUGUCCUUGCAAAACCAGAUUUUGAAUGUUUAUGUUAGAUGCAAGGAGUUUCAUGGUGCACAGAGACUGUUCGAUGAUAUGCGUGUGAGAAACGUGGUGUCAUGGAAUACUAUUAUUUGUGGUGUUGUUGACUUUAGUAGUAAUAAUAGGUCGAACCUUUAUCUGGGUAUUUCUUAUUUUAGGAGAAUGCUGUUGGAAAUGGUAUGGCCAGAUGAUAUAACUUUUAACGGAUUGUUUCGUGCAUGCAUUGAGUUGGAUGAUGUUGUGAUUGGUAAAGAACUGCAUUGUUUUAUAGUGAAAGUGGGGUUUGACUUGAAUAGUUUUGUUGGUAGUGCUCUUGUCAAGUUGUAUGCAACAUGUGGCUUUGUGGAAGAUGCUAGACGGGCUUUUGAUGGCAUUUUGUCUAGAGAUUUGGUUUUGUGGAAUGUGAUGGUAUCUUGCUAUGUUUCGAAUUGUUUGGCCAAAGAGGCUUUUGGGGUCUUCAAUUUGAUUCAGUUGAAAGGUGUGAAGGGGGAUGAGUUUACAUUCAGUAGCCUGCUGAGUUUGUGUGGUACGUUGGAAUCUUGUAAUUUGGGAAAGCAAAUCCAUGGCCUUAUUGUAAGAAACUCUUUUGAUUUAGAUGUUCAAGUGGUGAGUGCACUUGUUGAUAUGUAUGCAAAUAGUCAAAGUAUCAAUGAUGCUCACAAGGCUUUUGAUGGGAUGAACAUUAGAAAUGUUGUGUCUUGGAAUACUAUGAUAGUGGCUUACGGACAGCAUGGAAAUGGGAAGGAAGCUAUGAAACUUCUGAAGAAAAUGCUUGAAGCAGGUUUCUAUCCUGAUGAAUUAACUCUUGCUAGCAUCCUUAGCUCAUGUGGCAACUUGUCUGCCACUAGUGAAAUUAUGCAAGCUCAUGCUUGUACUAUUAAGCUAGGGCUUCAAGUCUUUUUAUCUAUAUCCAAUUCUCUGAUAAAUGCAUACUCCAAAUGUGGUAGCAUCCUUGGUGCAUAUCAAUGCUUCAGCUCUGUUUUAGAGCCUGAUCUUGUUACAUGGACUUCAGUUGUAUGCGCAUAUGCAUUCCAUGGUCUUACCAAAGAAGCCACUGAGUUAUUUGAGAAGAUGUUAUCUUAUGGCAUUAGGCCAGAUCCAAUAAUUUUUCUUGGGGUUCUUUCUGCCUGUAACCAUGGGGGGCUAGUAAAGAAGGGUCUGCAUUACUUCAAUUUGAUGACCAGUUUCUACCAAAUUGUACCAGACUCGGAGCAUUACGCCUGUCUUAUAGAUCUUCUUGGGCGCUUUGGUCUUUUGGAUGAGGCAUUUGAUGUUUUGACCUCAAUGCCAAUAGAACCUGGGUCAAACAGCUUAGGAGCAUUCAUUGGAGCAUGUAAAGUCCAUAAAAAUCUUAGAUUAGCAAAAUGGGCUGCAGAAAAGUUAUUUGCAUUAGAGCCUAACAAUCCUGUGAAUUAUACUCUGAUGUCUAACUUGUAUGCUUCUGAAAGGCUUUGGCAUGAUGUGGCAAGAGUACGCAAAAUGAUGAGGAACAGGUGUGACUCUAAAGUUCCAGGUUAUAGUUGGAUACAGAUUUCUAGCAAUGUUCAUACCUUUGUGUCAAGUGAUAAAUCUCACCCACAAGCCUUACAGGUUUAUGUUAUAUUAGGAACAUUGCUUAGGUUGAUGAAAGAGGACAAUCAUAUUUUCAAUGUAAACACUAUGUCUGACAGUUUUCUAGUCGAUUGUGCACUGAACUUCCCUGGCUGAUCCAGAAUUUUUUUCA
Quercus lobata is the source of this 2049-nucleotide messenger RNA. RefSeq names its product Pentatricopeptide repeat (PPR-like) superfamily protein. Bases 6 to 2033 code for a protein of 675 amino acids. Gene Ontology annotation, biological process: RNA modification. The transcript has a single exon. Gene Ontology annotation, molecular function: protein binding; RNA binding. Lineage: Eukaryota; Viridiplantae; Streptophyta; Magnoliopsida; Fagales; Fagaceae. The record is from RefSeq and is a predicted model, not a curated record.